This is a messenger RNA of Blepharisma stoltei, 911 nucleotides long. The record is from the annotation of a GenBank genome assembly. Lineage: Eukaryota; Ciliophora; Heterotrichea; Heterotrichida; Blepharismidae.
AUGCUGCUAUUGGUGCACUGGAACAAGAAGAGCUAUCUUUCGCUUUAUUGGCAUGCCCUUCUAGCAAUUUUUAUUUUUUCCACUUACUCCACCCAUCCUUGAUCGAAUGAUUUUCAUAUUAUGCAAAUUUUUUAUAUAUAUAAAAAUAUAUUAGUUAUCAAAAGCUUGGGAAAUGUGCCUAAUCAAGUUGUUGUCAGAGGCUUUGAAACAACAGAAAGCUACGGAAUCAACCAUCUGAAGUGAUUUAGUCAUCAGUCUGGGCUUAAAAACUCAAUAAUCUAAAAAUAGAGAUUCUUUAAAAAUUUUAAUUCAAUAAGAAACAAAUUAAAAUUUAUACAGUUUAAAGGGGUAACCAAAAAUUCAAAAUAUUAAAAAUUGGUAUUUUAUAAAAUUCAUUCAAUUUUUGGCUGUAAAAAUAAUUAUUAAAUACUCUUAACCCUCUUAUUUAAAAAUAUAUAAAAAAACUAUAUAUUUUUUAUUUUAUAUAUAAAUUUAUUUUAACCCCCAUCCUUGAUUGAACGAUGACGAGCCGUUCGAUCAAGGAUGGGGGGAGUUACUAUUUCUCCACAAUAGACUCCAUCUUCAUUUUAAGAAUCAAAGACAAGGCCAAGAUUAUCCUGGAGAUUUUUAAUACACCUAUUAGAGUACUGCCACAUGAAGGGCUAUCAAUCACCUUCCUGACAAAUCGCAUAUUAACAAAUAAUAAUGAUAUUCAAAAUUGCCACUUCAUAAUGAUUGAGCAUGAAAGCAGAAAAUUAAACAUUUCCCAAGGUAUUAAAAAUAUUAUCAGUUUUUUAAAAAAUUUGAUAGCUGAGUCAAUUAAGGAACUCAACAUCUUUCUCUUUACUUUUUUUAAAUAUGUAUGCGAUCAAAAUAGGCUUCAUCCUUUAUUUAAAUUCUCUGGCUUUUAA